Molecule: messenger RNA, 2342 nt
Organism: Siniperca chuatsi (mandarin fish)
Lineage: Eukaryota; Metazoa; Chordata; Actinopteri; Centrarchiformes; Sinipercidae
Gene: rsu1
Product: Ras suppressor protein 1
Exons: 9
Coding region: 174-1133 (319 amino acids)
Molecular function (GO): protein binding
Source: RefSeq, a predicted model, not a curated record
UUCUUCUUCUUCUUCUACUGCUGCUGCUGCUGCUUCUACUUCUUCUUCUUCUUCUUCUUCUUCUUCUUCUUCUUCUUCUUCACCUCGGCAGCACGUCAGCCUGUGUAUGCAGCGCGUGGCGCUUGAGGGCGGAGCUGUGGCUGAACGCACCCGGGGACAGGAAGUAUCCUAUUAUGGAAUGGUGGCGCUCACAUACACUUCCGGUCGGGUGUGAGCUUGACGCUAAGUCUCUAUCAGGAAUCAAACAGCUAAUCUGUUUUUCCUUUUCGUUCCUCUCUUCCAAACGUGUUUUCAGAAAGAUGUCCAAGUCUUUGAAGAAGAUAGUGGAGGAGAGUCGGGAAAAGAACCUCCCGGAGGUGGAGAUGUGCGACAGGGGCAUUUCCAACAUGCUGGAUAUCCCAGGACUAUUCACUCUGUCUAACAUCACUCAGCUGGUCCUCAGCCACAACAAGCUCUCAGCGGUGCCUGCUAACAUCUCUGAGCUGAAGAACCUGGAGGUUCUAAACAUGUUCAACAACCAGAUUGAAGAGCUGCCUACUCAGAUCAGCGGCCUUCAGAAGCUGAAACACCUCAACCUCGGUAUGAACCGACUGAGUAGCUUGCCCCGUGGAUUUGGUUCGUUGCCAGCACUGGAAGUGUUGGACCUCACCUACAACAACCUGAACCAGAACUCCCUGCCUGGAAACUUUUUCUACCUCACCACUCUGCGUGCUCUCUAUCUGAGUGACAACGACUUCGAAGUCCUGCCCGCUGACAUCGGGAAGCUGACCAAGCUGCAGAUACUGAGUCUCAGAGAUAAUGAUCUGAUCUCGUUGCCUAAGGAGAUUGGGGAGUUGGCUCAACUCAAAGAGCUUCACAUCCAGGGCAACAGACUGACCGUCCUGCCCCCUGAACUUGGUAAUCUGGAUCUGACUGGUCCUAAGCAGGUGUUUAAAGCAGAGAACAAUCCCUGGGUCACUCCCAUUGCAGACCAGUUCCAGCUGGGCGUCUCCCAUGUUUUUGAAUAUGUUCGCUCUGAGACCUAUAAGUAUCUCUAUGGCAGACACAUGCAGGCCAACCCAGAACCUCCGAAGAAGAGCAAUGAUAAGAGCAAGAAGAUCAGCCGCAAACCACUGGCCGCCAAGAACAAGUGAAGAGACGAGCGAGGACGGAGACGAAUGCUUGCUCAGCCAGCCCCACUCACUGCAUGUGCCUUUUUCCUUCCAUCUUUUUUGUUUCUAAAAAAUGUAUAACAUGGAAAUGUAUACAUUAUGUUUCUAAAUAUGUAGUGUUAAACAUUGUAUGGCUUUUAUUCCACUGUGCCUGAGUCCAGAUGGAUGUUUGUUUGUUUUUUCAACUCUUCUUAUCUGUUUGAGUCUUGGUGCUACUUACUUACAGAGCUUGGACAUAGAGGUGACUGUUGGUAACACCUAAUAACAUAACCACUAGAUUAGCGGUCAUUUAGCAGCAAAGUUCAGUAUUUAUUAUAAUGUCAUCCUUAGAGAACAAAAAGACAGUCGCUUUACAUGCUCGUGGCCCUGUAACUUCAAAUUUUGAGGACAUCAGUAUGAAGAAGUCCUGCAAGGCGACACUGUUAAACUGCUAUGAUACCAAAGGCAAACAGCUGUCUCUGGAAAGAACUCUUGCUCACAGAUGUUUAGGAGACAACUUUAAAAGAGUUAAGAUGGACAGCGUCUUCACUGCUCUGUUGCUGCGCCACUUUGCCAUUUAAUGAUAAUCCAGCCUCUGAAAGUAUUCCACCCCCUAAUGACCAAUCCCGGAUGUCCACUCGAUGCAGCUGUGUCACAUUCCGCCCCUCAGCUCCGACACAUCUUCGUCUCAUCUUUCUAAUAUAGUUUAGAGUAAUAUGGAGAUAUUUUUUAUGCUUCACAAGCAUAUUGAAAACACACUUGCAGCUCAUCUAGAUGUGGUAUCAGAUACUUUGUAUGUAAAGAAAGCACAGCUGAGAAAAGAGCUGGAAGUGAGAUAUUCCGGUCACACGCCCAGUGGACUUCAGCACACCAGCUAGAAUGGCAGCGUAUUGUCUCCAGCAGGCGCAACUGAGCGACUAUUUCAAAUCUAAUUACUACUAUUAUCACCAAGAGUGAGAAAGCCGGCUCAGUGACGCCUGCCGUUAAGCGUGUUCGCUCCUCUGAGACUCACUUCUGUUGUUCUUGUGUUUGAACCUCGCUGUAACUUCACUUCCACAUUCUCUUUAAGUUAUUUGUCAAAGCUUUACCAGGAGUCCAUCACAUUUCAGCCUGUUGCAAAAAUGAAUGAAUACAUUUUUUUUAAAUCAUCAUGCUUUUAUUACAGGCUCUCUAUAUUGAACAUUUCAAAUAAAACAUCAUCAUCAUUUUGAA